UAAUCAUCAUAAAACGCCAAUUUACUACUAGUCGCGAAAUCUUCCGAAUAUUAUCGAAAUCAAUGGCACCGAAGGCAGAGAAGAAACCGGUGGAGAAGCAACCAAAGGCAGAGAAGAAGAUUACGAAAGAAGGAGGAAGCGAGAGGAAGAAGAAGACUAAGAAGAGCACAGAGACGUACAAGAUCUACCUAUUCAAGGUGUUGAAACAAGUUCAUCCUGAUAUUGGGAUCUCUGGAAAAGCCAUGGGAAUCAUGAACAGUUUCAUCAACGAUACCUUCGAGAAAAUCGCUCAGGAAUCGUCAAAAUUGGCUAGGUAUAACAAGAAGCCGACGAUCACGUCCCGGGAAAUCCAAACCGCCGUAAGGCUCGUGUUGCCUGGUGAAUUAGCGAAGCACGCUGUUUCUGAGGGUACCAAAGCCGUCACUAAAUUCACCAGUUCUUAGAUUAGAUUCUUUUCUUUUCUCUUUGAUUUUAUUUUUCUAGUUCUAUAAUUUCGGAUGGAUUUGUGAUUUUUUCUCGUCUGGUUUAUAUUUUCAUCAGUUGAUCUCAAAGAUAUGAAAAAUAUAUAGAAUUUUCGGCA
Molecule: messenger RNA, 580 nt
Organism: Arabidopsis arenosa
Lineage: Eukaryota; Viridiplantae; Streptophyta; Magnoliopsida; Brassicales; Brassicaceae
Source: the annotation of a GenBank genome assembly